Molecule: messenger RNA, 2191 nt
Organism: Tarenaya hassleriana
Lineage: Eukaryota; Viridiplantae; Streptophyta; Magnoliopsida; Brassicales; Cleomaceae
Product: probable serine/threonine-protein kinase abkC
Exons: 5
Coding region: 252-2150 (632 amino acids)
Source: RefSeq, a predicted model, not a curated record
UCACCAAUUUUGCGUGAAGCCCUCGAUUCUAUUGCAUUGCAUGCCUUUGUGGGCCGAAACCAGACUCACCCUCUCUCUCUCUGCGUUUGGGUUUCUUCAGGAGCUACGAACCCUGGAAAAUCUCCCGGAAAAACGCCGACGGAGUUCUCCUUUGCCGUUAGCUCCCAUGCCGAACUCAAUGAGAAGAUGCUUCCCGAGUUUUUCGUUGUAGAGAUCCAUACCCAAAACGCGUUUCCACGUUUUUCUUCGCCAUGUCAAGAUUUUCGAUCUUUCGAGUCGUUGACCGUCACACGACUUCGCCUUUCUCGGGCCAGAAAAACAGAGUUCCAGAUUCAAGGAGCUAUAGAACAGUUGUUACUGUUCCUCUAAGGUUGUCCGGAUUCAGAAUUUAUGCACAGUCUAGGCUUCUGAGUAAAGGGCAUAGCUCAUUCACCUUGCGUGAUGGCAAAGGAAGUCUCUCUGGGAAUCUUCUCUCGCGAAGCUAUAUGCUUUCCUCUGCAAGCAAUGUAAUUACUCAUCAGGCCCAAUUCGCUUGGAAAAGGCAUCAUCUUAAAUAUUCUACCAGCUCUUGGAGUUGGCCUCGUAUAAGCACGGUGGCUCAAGCGGUCAGCUUGUCGCUAACCCGCUCACAUUUUCUAGUCCCCGGUAUCUUUGCUUUCGCAUGUGGACAAGUAGCAUUGGCGGAAAGAGCUAUGGGUCCAGUGUUAGAUCACUAUCCUUUCCAGAAUUCUUUGUAUAUGACCGCCAAGAAUGGCUCUAUAUAUCUGAAUUCUCUAAUGCUUUCGGUAAUAGAGGGCAUUAUCCUGAUUGCGAGAGCAUUCUAUUUAGCUGUUCUGUUCUCUCCGAGUGUUAUGCUUGCACCCUUUUCCGAUAUCUGUGGACCUCGUUUCAGGAAACUAUGGCUUGAGAUUGUACACCGUACUCUAGAAAGAGCAGGUCCUGCUUUUAUCAAAUGGGGUCAAUGGGCGGCCACACGACCUGAUCUCUUCCCGAGGGAUCUGUGUUUGCAGCUCUCAAAGCUUCACAGUAAAGCACCUGAGCACAGCUUUGCCUACACGAAGAAAACCAUCGAGAGCGCAUUUGGCAGAAAGCUCUCUGAGAUAUUCGAGGAUUUUGACGAGGCACCAGUUGCAUCUGGGAGUAUUGCCCAAAUUCAUCGAGCUUCUUUGAGGUUUCAGUAUCCAGGACAAAAGACGAAGAACCCUACAGUGGUUGCUGUCAAAGUUAGACAUCCGGGUGUUGGUGAAUCGAUUAGGAGAGACUUUGUGAUAAUCAAUAUGGUGGCAAAGAUAUAUAACUUUGUUCCAGCUUUGAAGUGGUUGAGAUUAGAUGAGAGUGUUCAACAGUUUGGUGUUUUCAUGUUGUCCCAAGUUGAUCUAGCAAGGGAAGCUUCCCAUUUGAGUCGCUUCAUAUAUAACUUCCGUAAAUGGAAGGACGUAUCUUUCCCAAAGCCCGUAUAUCCGCUGGUACAUCCUGCUGUUUUAGUGGAGACGUAUGAGCAGGGAGAGUGUGUUUCACGCUAUGUCGAUGACAUGGAAGGGCAUGAUCAGAUCAAAACUAGGUUAGCCCACAUUGGAACUCAUGCUCUACUGAAAAUGCUCCUGGUGGAUAACUUCAUCCAUGCUGACAUGCAUCCUGGAAACAUCCUUGUGAGGAAGAAGGGUUCAAGUGGAGGCCUUUUCAAUUUCAAAUCAAAGAAGCCUCACAUCAUUUUCCUUGAUGUGGGAAUGACUGCUGAACUCUCGAGGAAUGACCGAGAGAACUUGCUCGAGUUUUUCAAGGCAGUUGCGCGUAGGGAUGGUCGGAUUGCUGCUGAAUGCACACUUAGAUUAUCGAGACAACAGUCUUGCCCGAACCCACAAGCCUUCGUUGAGGAAAUGGAAGAAGCAUUCAGAUUUUGGGGAACACCAAAAGGAGAUUUAGUCCAUCCGGCUGACUGCAUGAACGAAUUACUCGAGAAAGUAAGACGACACAGAGUUAACAUUGACGGAAACAUCUGCAGUGUAAUGGUCACGACAUUAGUUCUCGAGGGUUGGCAAAGGAAGCUGGAUCCAGGGUACGACGUAAUGCACACCCUGCAAUCGAUGGUUCUUAAAUCCGACUGGGCCAAGUCUCUCUCUUACACUAUGGUUGGGCUGAUGGCUCCAUAGAAGAAGAAGGAGGAGCAGCAGCAGCAGCAGCGCUUGAUUUC